Messenger RNA from Lipotes vexillifer (Yangtze River dolphin), 2953 nucleotides. It is a transcript of the gene SLC33A1, whose product is annotated as solute carrier family 33 member 1. Gene Ontology annotation, biological process: acetyl-CoA transmembrane transport. Lineage: Eukaryota; Metazoa; Chordata; Mammalia; Artiodactyla; Lipotidae. Gene Ontology annotation, molecular function: acetyl-CoA transmembrane transporter activity. Gene Ontology annotation, cellular component: membrane. The coding region runs from base 429 to 2081 and encodes 550 amino acids. The record is from RefSeq and is a predicted model, not a curated record. The transcript is spliced from 7 exons.
AUCUGGUAUCUCUGGAGUGCCGUGGGGAAAGUACUGGCUUCCGCUUUGGUGACGGCUAGACCAGGCGGUGGGUCGGCGUAUUGGCUGUUUGGUCUCUCCGCAGCUAGGGGCCCGUUUCCAUCGCAGCACCACGGCCCCCUCCUCCAGCCCAGACCCCGACGAGGCUGCCUGGGGGGCUCCUUCAGGCUCCUUGACGCCUCUCCAAGGGGCAUCUACCUGGGCAUCGCCUGGGCCUCCCGCCGGGGGACUGACUCCCGGCUUCAGCACUCAGGGCCACAGUAAGAGGUGCCCUUAUCAACCCGCGCCCUGCCCCCCUCCCUGAGCCAUCGAGACCCUGGUCCAGAGCGACAGCCUUGGACCUGGGACUAGACGGAUCCAAGACGCUAACUCCUGGCCUCCUACAGACGGGGCUCUGCAUCGUCUCUGAUAUGUCACCCACUAUCUCCCACAAGGACAGCAGUCGGCAACGACGGCCAGGGACUUUUAACCACUCUCUAGAUAUGAAGAGCGGUCCUCUGCCGCCGGGCGCCUGGGAUGAUAAUUAUCCGGAGUUGGUUGACGGGGAAGGGGACCAAGAAGCUCUUCUGCGGGAUAUCGGCGCUAGUGACUUCUCAAAACCCCCACGGAGCUGCCGGGCGGAAUUAAGCAGCAUUUUGCUGUUGCUCUUUCUUUACGUGCUUCAGGGCAUUCCACUGGGCCUGGCGGGAAGCAUCCCACUCAUUUUACAGAGCAAAAACGUUAGCUAUACAGAUCAAGCUUUCUUCAGUUUUGUCUUUUGGCCCUUCAGUCUCAAAUUGCUCUGGGCCCCGUUGGUUGAUGCGGUUUACUUUAGGAACUUCGGUCGUCGCAAAUCUUGGCUUGUCCCUACACAGUAUAUACUGGGACUCUUCAUGAUAUAUCUCUCCACUCAAGUGGACCAUUUGCUCGGAAAUACAGACGGCAGAACCCCCGAUGUGGUUGCUCUCACUGUGACAUUCUUUUUGUUUGAAUUCCUGGCAGCUACUCAGGACAUAGCUGUGGAUGGUUGGGCGUUAACCAUGUUAUCCCGGGAAAACGUGGGUUAUGCUUCUACUUGCAAUUCAGUGGGCCAAACAGCCGGUUACUUUUUGGGCAAUGUUUUGUUUUUGGCCCUUGAAUCUGCCGACUUUUGUAACAAAUAUUUGCGGUUUCAACCUCAACCCAGGGGAAUCGUUACUCUUUCAGACUUCCUUUUCUUCUGGGGAACUGUAUUUUUGAUAACAACAACUUUAGUUGCCCUUCUGAAAAAAGAAAACAAAGAAGUAUCAGUAGGAAAAGAAGAAACCCAAGGGAUCACAGAUACUUACAAGCUGCUUUUUGCAAUUAUAAAAAUGCCUGCAGUUCUGACAUUUUGCCUUCUGAUUCUAACUGCAAAGAUUGGUUUUUCAGCAGCAGAUGCAGUAACAGGACUGAAAUUGGUAGAAGAGGGAGUACCCAAAGAACAUUUAGCCUUAUUGGCAGUUCCAAUGGUUCCUUUGCAAAUAAUAUUGCCUCUGAUUAUCAGCAAAUAUACUGCAGGUCCCCAGCCACUAAACAUAUUUUACAAAGCCAUGCCCUACAGAUUAUUGCUUGGAUUAGAAUAUGCUCUACUGGUCUGGUGGACUCCUAAAGUAGAACAUCAAGGGGGAUUCCCUAUAUAUUACUAUAUUAUAGUGCUGCUCAGUUAUGCGUUACAUCAGGUUACAUUGUAUAGCAUGUAUGUUUCCAUAAUGGCUUUCAAUGCGAAGGUUAGUGAUCCACUUAUUGGCGGAACAUAUAUGACCCUUUUAAAUACUGUGUCCAACCUGGGAGGAAACUGGCCUUCUACGGUAGCUCUUUGGCUGGUAGAUCCCCUCACAGUGAAAGAGGGUGUAGGAGCAUCAAACCAGAAUUGCCGAACACAUGAUGCUGUUGAGCUUUGCAAAAAACUCGGUGGCUCAUGUGUUACAGCACUGGAUGGUUAUUAUGUGGAGUCCAUUAUUUGUGUUUUUAUUGGAUUUGGUUGGUGGUUCUGUCUUGGUCCAAAACUUAAAAAGUUACAGGAUGAAGGACCAUCUUCAUGGAAGUGCAAAAGAAGCAAGUAAUGCAUUCACUACUGGACAUUCUAGAAAGGUAACUCUAGUUUAGUUUUAACUCAGAGAGUUAUGAUAAUCAGUGUACAGGAGUAUAAAAUAUUAUUUUAAACAGGAAAUUAUUAAUAUAAAAUGUCAAAUGGUUAAAAAUAUAGAGACCUCUCUGUAUAUUUAAAUAUACUUUUCCUUGCCUUGUCAAUGUAUUUAAAGUUUACUUAAGGUCAGGAAAUUGGUACUAAAACAACUUUUCUGAUCUUGUUAUUUGAUUUAUGUCUUUUUAAUUUACUGACCAAAACAUGUUUUAAGCUGCAAUGCAGUAGUCAUGGGUGGCAACCAUGAAGUCAAGUAUUGUUAUCAGUACCUAUCAUUGAGCUAUAUUAAAAUGUUUGGUAAAAUAUAUUAAAUGGAACAGAGCUUGAUAUUCAGGUACUAACUACAACUAGUUUGGCCUUGUUGGCAGUUAAAUCUUAUUUUGAAUUGUAAAUUGGUUAAAUUUUUUGUGGAAUUUGUUGAGAAGAGAAUAUAAACUACUGAAAAACCAUUUUAGUUUUAAUUGUUCUGACCAUAACCACAUUGUGCUAAUGAAUCUGUGUUAAAAAGACUAUUUUAAAUGUAUUUCCUGCUUUUGUAAGCAAUAAAGACUUAUAGGAAAAUUAUUCAAACUAUUUUUUAUAAAAUGAAAGCUAUGACUUUUAUUGGUUCCCCUCCCCCUUCCCCCUUUUGGAAGAUAUUUUGAUUCCUUGUUAAUUUUACCAUAAAGCCUACAUAUGGUUUUUUGUCAUAAGUGCUUCAUGGCACAUGGACAGCUCACAAGUAGUUCAAAUUUAAUGUUGUAUGUAUGUUCAUGGCAAAGUUUUGAAAAUAAAAAUUAAACGUUUUUCUUC